AAGACGGUUUUUCGUCUCAGCCAAUCAACUGACGCGCCUUGUGUUUAGAUGUCGCUGCAGUGAAUGCUAAGCUAAAUCUGCUGGAAAAUAAGGUGUUUCUUCUGCACAAACCUGCUGUUUUGAAGAUGCUGUGUUCUUCAUAACAAUCACCAAUGUUCAAAGACAACAGGGGGUUGGUAGAGGAUGUUUUCUCCUUAAGGAAUCAGCUGCGAUUGACCGAGAAAAACCUACAGUCAGUGGGGGAACAACUGAGUCGAUCAGGAAAUGACAUCGUUGGUGAGGAUAAUAACAGGAGUUUCGUGGAUGGAUUCCCAGGUCGUCUUACAUUAGAAGACCUUCAGAAGCCUGAUCCAGAAUAUAUUCACCCAGAGCGGAGGGCAUGUGCACGUAUAUCUUCCUGUGACUGCAGGUCAGACAGAGAAAUGGAGACGGAGACGUCUGUUCUCAGGAGGAAGCUCAACACUAUCAGGCAGGAGAACACUUCUCUGGUCAUGGAGAACAGGCAGCUCAUCGGUGACAUUGAAGCUGCUCAGCUUGAGUUAGCCAGCUCAAGGUCCAAGAUUCGUAUGUUGGGAUCCACUGUGGGAGCUAGGACCUCUAGUGUGUCUUUCAUGAAGGAGCAGAUUCUGGGUCUAGAAGCAGAACUGGACACCCAAACCAAAGCUUUAGAGGCUGCAGAGCAGAAAUUGGAAGAAAGCGAACAGACAGUGAUGCAGAGUAGCAGGCUGGCGGAGAAGCUCAGAGAUGAGCUGAGAGUUGUUAAAGCUGAGUUGGCUGAAAGAACACGUCUGGGGAAACGUGCGGAGCAGCAGAGAAACCAAGCGCUCCGAAAUGCAGAGAAGCUCACGGUCACCUUCAAAGAAUACAAAGAUGAUGUUUCUGAAAAACUCAGGACGGUGUUGGAGAGUGAGGGUCAGCUGAAGGUCAGUCUGAUGGAGUGUGACAGAGAGAGAGCGGAGCUGGAGAGGAAGUGUGCUGAGCUGGAGAGAGAGAAGGAGGGUCUACGUCACAACAUCUGUGAGCUGAAGGAGGUUCACGGCCGCUCUGAGUCUCUCUCCGCUGAGCGUGUGCAGCUGCAGUCUCAGGUUCAGCAGUUCUCAGAUCAGCUGAAACAGCUGCAGAGGGAGCUGGCUGAGAAGGAGGCGCAGCUGCAGGAGGUGGCGGGGCUGAAGAGAGAGAACGAGGACCUGCGGCUCCUCACGGCCUGUCAGGAGCAGAGGGUGGCUCAGGCCCACAGAGAGAGAGAACAGGACAGAGUCGAGCUGGCCAGCCUAGAGAACGUACUGGACUUAUUACAUCUGAGAGAGAAUCGGGAAGGUGCACUGUGUGUGAACCCUUGUUUGCUGUCCGCACUGUCUUACACAAGCACCACUGAAUCUCUCAAACACAAACCUGGUGAGGGCUAUCAGAAGCUGUUGGCGGUGCUUCAGACGGUUGAGAGGGAAAAGACCCGGCAUGCCAGUGCUGCUCAGGGGCUACAGGAGAGACUGACGAGAGCCCAGGAGGAGAUCUCCUCCCUCCAGACUUCUAUCACAGAGAGAUCCUCUCACUACCAGCAGCUCCACAAUCAGCUCCUGGACAAGGCUACUCAGGCCACCUCCUUAGAGAAAGAGCUAAAAAAGAAGAGUUCACGUAUAACUGUCCUGGAGAAACAGCUCCAGGAGAAGAGUGCUGCUUAUUCACAGACUGUAAUGAAGACCGGCCAGCUUGAACAAGACCUUAUGGAAAAGGCCAGCACUAUUCAGCACUACCAGUCAGUCUUGAACAAGAAACAGAGGGAAUAUCAGCAGACUAUAGAGAAAAUCAAGAAUGCACAUUCACAAAAAUGCAGAGAACUGGAGGACAGAAUAGAGGUGCUGCAGUUGUCUCUGGCUCAGAAACAGACUGAACUUGAGGAGCUAGAACAAAAUGUGACUGAUUUUCACUCAGAGAAACAGGAGUCACAGCAGAGAGCCAGUCUUCUGCAGACCAUUAUAGAUCAGCUCACUGAGGAUUUUGAAGCAAAAUCUAAAUCCAGUGAAGAGACGCUCAGAAAUGUCGAAGAGGAAGCUGCUGACUCUGCUUCAAAAGUGAGGAGCCUGCAGACAGAACUGUCCUCCUGUAAAGAGGUGCUGAGUCAUUACCUCCAGCAGAUGGAGGAGGUGAAGAAACAUCAGGAGAAACAGCUGGAGCUGAAGAACAGUGAGCUGUCACAGCUGCAGGAAGAGCUGAGGAGGAAAUGUGUGGCUUAUCAGAGCUCCAGUGAGGAGAACCUGCAGCUGCAGCAGUCCAUGCAGAACCAGCACACCAUGCUGCAGGAGAGCACGUCACGCAUCGCACAGCUGGAGGAGAGCCAGAGUCAGCUGCAGAGCCAGGUGUCCCAGCUGGAACAAGAUUUGGAGAAGGAGCGCACUGCCUUGUCUCAGGCUCUGAGGAGAAGGGAGAGAGAAGUGGAGGAGGCCACCCAGGAGGUGCAGAAGAAGGACAGGCAGGCUGCCGAGCUCUCCGGCUCCAUAACGCAGCUGAGUUCAGAGAUGAGCAAGUGUCGAGUGGAGCUGUCAGACAUGGAGCUGGAGCUGUUGCGUCUGAGGAGAGACAGCAACACGAAAGAGUCUCAGCUCAAUCAGAUGGAGGAGACACUCAAGGAGACCAGAGGCUUGCUGGAUAAGAAGAGCGAAAUGGUUAUGGACCUUGAAGAGAAGCUCCACCGCAGUGAGACGGACAGGAGGAACUCGCUCCAGCGGGCGCAGUUGAUGGAAGGACAGUUGCAGGAGGUGCGUGGAGAGCUGACAGACACCCUGGACCACCUGCAGGAGCUGAGAGACGUGCUACAGCGGACACAGCUGACGUCAGACCAGCGGCAAGCAGCCAUUGAUAAACUGGCUGCUGAGCUCAGAGAGAGUCAGAGGGAGCUGGAGGAGAGGAACAAUGAGGUGGUGGAUCUGGACACUGCUCUGAAAGAGAGACAGGGGGAGCUACAGCAGAGAGCGCAGCUGUUGGGACAGCUGGAUGUGGCCAUUAAGGAGCACAAGCUGGAGAUGGAGAAGAAGGUGGAGUAUUUACAGGAAGCUCUGGAGAAGAGCCAGAAUGAGUUUAGGGAGAAAGACCAGCAGAUGCAGUUCCUGACGGAGAGGAUGGAGAUGCUGAAAUCACAGCUGCAGGUUAAGGAGGACAUUGAGAGGGGUGCUCUGGAGCAUGGCCAGCAGCUGCGUGUGUAUCGUGAGCAGCUCCAGAAGACGGUGCAGGAGUUACAGGGGGCACAGACACGCUGUGACUCUCUGAACAGACAGAUAGAUCAAGUCACCCAGCAAGCACGUCAUAAGGAGAGUGAAGUUCAUCAACUGCGAGAUGAGAUGUCUGCGAUGGAGAAGCGUUCUACACAGGCUGAGGUCAGACUCCAGGCCACCAUUACCGCCCUGCAGCAGGAGCUUGAACAGCAGAGAGAAGAGCAUCACAAAGAGCUUUCAGAUGUGCAGCAGACGCGUGGGCAGCUGCUGAAGGUGUCGGAUCAGAUCUCCAGCAGCUUGCGAAACUCUCAGGGGCAGCUGAGCCAGUGGCUGCAACAGGCCCGGGACCAGCUGGAGGAGGCCAGAUCUGCCUCUGCUCGCCUACAUGCCGAGCUUCACAGCAAAGAACAGCUCCUGCAGAGUGCUAAUGAGAACCUGCUUAUCAAGGAGUCUGAGAUCACGCGUCUUCAUGCCAAGCUCUCCAGCUUGGAAAGGGCCUCAGAACUACACAAUAUCACACUUCGUCACAAACCCAGCACUCCUCCCCCCCUCUCUCCUCCUCUCAAAGACUCGAUUCUUCACUGCUCCCCAUCCCCCUCCCACAAAAUCUCUUCAGCACGUUCCAGCCUCUCCUCCUGGCACAACACCUUCUCUGAUGCCUCUCUGGAGCUUUCGGACAGUUUGAAAGCCAGUGUGCAGGCUGCACUGCACCCGCCCCCCUCCCCAGACCAGGCCUGGCAGGGUCUAAGCACCCAUGAGGCCACCUCCACUACAGACAUGUCCUUUAAUCCACUCACGUACAUGCUGGACCCAGAGGAACCAGACCUAGAGUCUCUCUCAGGUAUGCUGAGGUUUGUGAACCAGACUCUGGCCCUUCAAGAGCAACAAUCCCUCUGUGACACCAGCAUCCACGAUACAGGAACGUAAUGAGGGGGGGCCGCUAUACUGCAUCUGUCCUUACAGGAGAACAGACCAACAUUUCAUUGUCCUGAAGUCUUUACAGAAUAACUGCAUGAACAUCCAAAACAUGCAGAUUCAUUCAUUUUGCCCUGAGCUACUAGAUUAUUAUUUGUUUAGUAUGAAGCUUAGAUGUUGCAUUAACCUCAGUUCAGAUGUGGAUGAGUUUUGUUCAGCUAGAGCUGUUUGAGCUUCUCCGGUAUCAUGAUCACACCUGUCCCAACUCUGUACUUG
Messenger RNA from Rhinichthys klamathensis goyatoka, 4397 nucleotides. It is a transcript of the gene ccdc18, whose product is annotated as coiled-coil domain containing 18. NCBI's taxonomy places the organism in Eukaryota, Metazoa, Chordata, Actinopteri, Cypriniformes, Leuciscidae. The transcript is spliced from 28 exons. The coding region runs from base 153 to 4133 and encodes 1326 amino acids. The record is from RefSeq and is a predicted model, not a curated record.